Molecule: messenger RNA, 1759 nt
Organism: Chilo suppressalis (striped riceborer)
Lineage: Eukaryota; Metazoa; Arthropoda; Insecta; Lepidoptera; Crambidae
Source: the annotation of a GenBank genome assembly
UGGUAACAGUUACCAUGGAAACGGAUUGUUUUGAAAUAUGAACCUAUUCUUAUCGAAGUUUACUAUAAAUGGAUACAAGUGAUUGGAAUGGGCAUUAAUUUAAUGUGAAUUACUGUAAUCGAAUACGAAAUGCCAUUAUUCAGUAAUAAGUUUUCGGCAAAAACUAUUCCUGUCAGAAAACACGACACCUCUGUGAUAAAAAAUGAGUUUGGUAGUGAUUAUGCUUCGAAAGAAUUGUCUCUCGAUUUAGGGCCAUUGACUUUAAAAUUAGGCGAUUUUGAAGUAUCUUUUGAUGAAGGCCAAUGGAUUCCAGCGUCAGGCAAAGCGGGUGCAGCACAUAAAGAAAACCAAAAACUUAAAAAAGAGCUAGAAAGAUUGGAAGAGGAGAACAAUAUGCUGCGUCUUAAAUUCGAAAUUCUGUUGGAUAUGAUGACAGACAAGACCGUGGAAGCUGAACAACAGGACAUACAAAGGGCACAAAGCAUGGGUUCAUUGAAACCAAAAAGUAAAAAGCAUAAGUGGUAGCAAUUAAAAGGAAUGAGUAACUGAGGAUAAGUUUUAGAAUAUGCUGUUAUACUAGACAGUAAAAUAUUCCGAACCUUGACGAUGGCAUAUUUUGAAAUGGUUUCGACAUUCUGAACAGUUUCAGAAUGGCUGUCAAUCAGCCACUAAUACAGAUAGUAAAAGUAAACUAGGUAGUAACAGGGCCGCCUUUAACCUAUUAGAGGACCUGGGCAUAUUAGAAUAAUGGACCCCCCUAGGACUUUGAUGUGGCUUAUGACGGAUUAGGAAAUGGAGCGAGUCACACUGAUGAGUGUACUAUUGAUGAUUUUUUUAAAUGUAUAUGUGCUUAGUAUACCAUUGGUUUUGAUUCUAGCAUGAUUCUCUUAAGCUUAACUUAAAUUUGCCAACAGUGUAUUCUUGUCAUUCCCUAUAGAGAAUGAAAAGGAGAGACUGAUGUUAAUUUUAUUUUUAAGUUUAGAUAAUCUUGCGAGUAUCUACACCCAUUACAUAAUUAAUGCUGAAGUCGGAAAGCCUAAUUUUUGGGCGAGAGUAGAAUAGCUUCGUGCAUGUAAAAGCUAGUAAGUGGGUAUUGUAGUAAGGAAUUUAGCUUCGAUUUCUUCGAAUUAUAUAAGUUUUUUGGUAAUAAAUAUUGGUUAUCAUUUGGUGAUCUGACAGGAACUAGGGACUUUCUAUUUGAUCUGAGAGGCUUAUUGAUCGCGGGGUCUUGGGCACUUGCCCAAAGUGCCCACUGGUAAGGAGGGGUCUGGAUAGUAAUAGUAAUAUAAUAAUAGAUUCUCGGAAAAACUAACUUAACAACAACAUCUAUCGAAAAAAUUACAAUGGCAAAAGAUCAACUUACAACUUUUCUAUUUACACUUUUUUCACAUAAAUAUAAUAAAAUAAAUAUAAAAUAUAAAUAUCUGUGGGAAUGUCAGAAUAAACGACUCUUUGGUUUUUUAUUAUUAUCACCCACAAAAAACUUUUCCUUUAUUUUUGAUCUAUUGUCACGCCACGUAACCGACAACUAAACUUAAAAACGUUUUCAAAAACUUGUCAAAUAGCCUAUUCAAUUAAUAAACAUAAUGCAAUAAUUACUGAAAAUUACUCCCCAAGACUAAGUGAACUAAGGUAUAUUAUUAAAAGCAAGGCUCCACGGGGCAGGUGAUGGGGUCAGAGUACGCAACAGCGCAAGUGAAAUGAUAUUAUAGUAGCGUAAGCGUCUAUAGCCUAUGGGUGCGGCCAGAGUGCACUCAGA